Messenger RNA from Sus scrofa (pig), 2422 nucleotides. It is a transcript of the gene TMX4, whose product is annotated as thioredoxin related transmembrane protein 4. The record is from RefSeq and is marked provisional. Lineage: Eukaryota; Metazoa; Chordata; Mammalia; Artiodactyla; Suidae. Gene Ontology annotation, molecular function: disulfide oxidoreductase activity. Gene Ontology annotation, cellular component: endomembrane system.
CUAAAGCUGGGCCGGUCGGCGCGGGUGGGAGGAGGCUGGGCGUGCUGGCCUCCGUUCGCGCUGCCUGGGAAGGCCGGGUCGGCGGGUCCGCCGCGCCUUUUUCCAGCGCUCCUGUCGUGGAGCCUCGUUCCGCGCCCGGACAUGGUGGGCGGGCGCCGCGGCACGCUGCUCGCGGCGCUCCUGGCUGCCUGGGUCGCGGCGGCGGCGGCAGAGGCAGAGGCCGGCUCGGAGCAGGCCGCGGUACCGGAGGAACGGAGCCUGGUACGGCCCAUGACCGCCUCCAACUGGACGCUGGUGUUGGAGGGCGAGUGGAUGCUUAAAUUUUAUGCCCCUUGGUGUCCAUCCUGUCAGCAGACUGAUUCAGAAUGGGAGACGUUUGCAAAGAAUGGUGAAAUACUUCAGAUCAGUGUGGGGAAAGUAGAUGUCAUUCAAGAACCAGGUUUGAGUGGCCGCUUCUUUGUUACCACCCUCCCAGCAUUUUUUCAUGCAAAGGAUGGGAUAUUCCGCCGUUACCGUGGCCCAGGAAUCUAUGAAGACCUGCAGAACUAUAUCUUGGAAAAGAAGUGGCAAUCAGUUGAGCCUCUGACUGGCUGGAAAUCUCCGGCUUCUCUAACGAUGUCUGGAAUGGCUGGUCUUUUUAGCAUCUCCGGCAAGAUAUGGCAUCUUCACAACUAUUUCACGGUGACCCUUGGAGUUCCUGCUUGGUGUUCUUAUGUCUUUUUCAUCAUAGCCACCUUGAUUUUUGGCCUUUUCAUGGGUCUGGUCUUGGUAGUAAUAUCAGAAUGUUUCUCUAUGCCACUUCCAAGGCAUUUAUCUGAACGUUCUGAGCAGAGUCUCCAGUCAGAAGAGGCCCACACGGCUGAGCAGUUACAGGAUGUAGAGGAGGAAAAGGAUGAUUCAAAUGAAGAAGAAAACAAAGACAGCCUUGUAGAUGACGAAGAAGAGAAGGAAGACCUCGGUGAGGAGGACGAAGCAGAGGAGGACGAGGAGGACAGCGCGGUCACCGGCAGGGACGAGGAGAGGAGUGAUGCCCUGGACCAGAGGCCCCCAGGGGAGGCCCCGGAGGACGAGGCACCUGGUGGUGAGACUGGAGACAACACCCCCGAGCAGCCCAGUCUGGCUGGUGCAGAGGUGGCGGCGGAAGACACGCUGAGGCAGCGCAAGAGUCAGCAUCCCGACAAGGGAGACAAGGGAGACGAGGGAGACGAGGGGCCAUCGGCCUGAUGACGGUGUUUCCCGGAGCACAGAACACAGGAGUGCCAGCUUCGCUCUGCUCUGCAGUUCAAACCAAAUCCUUACUUUUCCCUGAAUGCUCAAGCCUCUCCUUAAAAAACCAUCUCUAGCUGCAUAGUCUCAUGGCGUUAAGCUUCAUGUGUGUUAAGGAGACUCUUCCAGGCUUGACAGUCAGGAUACAGAAAAGCAAACAUAGUGUUAGGGUCGUUUGGGACCUGGGAUGGGCACAGGUUCAUUGACUUGGGGCUGUGGGGCUUUGACCAGAGGAAGCAAUCCCCUGUGCAUGGACAGCAGACAUGGCUGCAGGCCCCUACAAUGAAAGCAGGGGAACCUGAGCAUCCUGUGUGGAGCCGCGGUCUUGCUUUCUCUUCGUGUACUGAGCAUUUAUGUUUGUCAGACUCUAAGAACAUCAGGCCCCAUAGUACAGGGGCACUUUUAGAGCUAAAAAUUGAGAGGGCCUUGGAUAUUAUUGUAGAAAAGACCCUGGAAGUCUUCAGCUCUCUAAAUCUCCCUUGUUAUGUUUUAACAUUUCCAACUUUCCCACCAUGGGCCUGUGGCCUCCCCACACUCUUCACAACACUUCCUUAGUGAGAGGACUCGGCCAGCAGUCAGCCUGACACCAGCUGCCUUUAUUCUGACUUAAGGGUUUAGAUAAUCAGGAAGCAUAGCCCAUGAAGUCAUGACUGCCAAGUGUCUCAAACGAAAUGUUGUAACCAUUGGAGAUUCAAAAGGAAGUAGAGGUUUUAGAGGAGAGAUUUUUGUUGUUGUUGUUGUUAGCCAAAAUGUAGUCAUUUUUUUUUUCCCAAGAAGUUCCCUUAAGAGUAUUCUUUUUGAAGCCAAAAGUCUCCUAAGUCUUGCCAGUACAAGGUAGUCUUAUGAAGAAAAUUUGAAUGCUGUGUUGUUUCCAUCUCAAGAGGUCCCCUGGUUCUUGAACCACUUUAAUAAUAACUGAAAAACUGUUUCUGGUUUUCCUUCAGUGAUGUGCCUUUGGUGAAAGAAUUAAUGAAAGUGUAUAUCUGGAAAUGAAAGAUUUGGUUUCGUUUCCUUCUUCCUUAAUCUUGUGAAGAAUUUUAUCCCUGUAAAUCUCUCAAUACUCAAUCUGCUAAAAGUACCCAGGGGGCCCAAUGUCUUUAAAAAAAAUCCAUCUGUCUACCUGAUUUGUGUCUUAGAAUAAAUUCAUAAAAUUAGA